AUGGCCCAUGCGCCGCUCAUCGCGACCCCUCUCGCACAUUAUGCAGUCGUUGCCAGCGGCGGCGAGGGCCGCGAGGCUGCCCUGCUCGGUGCGCUUGAGAUGCUCAUCAGCGGCCAGCAGCGCCCCGACAAAGCCGUGAUCCAACACUUGCGAGAAGCCGUCGCCGCCGGCGCUGCCGGCUCCGCCGCGGCGACCGCGCGCGCCGUGCCGCUGGGCAGCGGGCCAGGCGCCGAUGCCGGUUGCGGCGGUGGCGGCGGCGGGUGCAGCAGCUGCAGCAGCUGCAGCAGCAGCAGCUGCGGCGGCGCCAGCGCCAGCACCUGGAUGGGUGUCUCGCCUCCAGGCACUCCCAGCCGCGGAUGCUCCUGCAGCGGCUCAGCCGGCUCCGACGACGGCCUGCCGGCCGGCGGCGCCGCCGCGCCGCAGCAGCUGCGGCGCGCGCCGAGCGGCGCCGGCGCCGCGCAGGGCGAGAAGCGCCGCCCCUCCGGCGGCCUGCUUCGGCGCGCGGCGACCUUCGGCGGGCUGGCUGCGGCCAGCCUGGGCCUGUCUGGUGGCUGGUCUCUCGAGCGGUCGCGCCUGAGCACCUCUUCCCCCUCCUGCCACGCCCGCCGCUGCCCCGGCUGCGGCAGCGACGACGACGGCAGCGGCGGCAGUGACGGUGGCGGCGCCCGCGGGGGCGGCGCGUGCGCCGAUUGGUGCUGCGGCGCGCGACGGGAUGGCGAGGGGGAGCGGCGCGGAGGCGAGCUCGAGCAAGGAGAUGAGGAUGAGAAGGAGCGCGUGCAAGCGCGGACGGCGCGGAUGCAGGCCGACGCGCCGACUGCUCCGUUCGAUGGCGAUGACGGCGCUGGGCUCUUCAACGACCCCCAGCCGCCGGAAGUCCAGCAGGCCCUCGCGGCCGCCGACGCGUGGCAGUGGGACGCGUUUGCCCUGGACGCCGCAACUGGGGGCCGGCCGCUGUCGACGCUCGCGGCGCACCUGAUCGGGGGCGCGGGGCUGGUGCGGGCCCUGGGGCUUGACGCGGCGGCGCUGGGGCGCUGGCUGAGGGCGAUCGAGGCGGGGUAUGGGGACAAUCCUUUUCACCACAAGACGCACGCCGCGGACGUCCUGCAGACGAUGCACGUGCUGCUGACGCGCGGCGGCCUGCUGGAGCUGCUGCAGCGCGACCCCCUGGCGCACCUGGCGGCCCUGCUGGCGGCGGUGGUGCACGACUUCCGCCACAGGCGCGCGCGGCGCCCAGCGUCCGGCCCGCUGCGCGAUGCUC
Molecule: messenger RNA, 1258 nt
Organism: Monoraphidium neglectum
Lineage: Eukaryota; Viridiplantae; Chlorophyta; Chlorophyceae; Sphaeropleales; Selenastraceae
Exons: 3
Biological process (GO): signal transduction
Molecular function (GO): 3',5'-cyclic-nucleotide phosphodiesterase activity
Source: RefSeq, a predicted model, not a curated record